GUGAAUUGAUUUCCUUGCGUUUUCUUGCCGCCAUGCUGAUGCGAAGCCCGACUCGUAUCGAGUUCCGCGUGGAGGAUGCACAGGACUACAUCCGUGGGAAGGAGAGGCAGAAGCAACGUGGACAAACCUGCACGCUGCCGCCAGUGCCUGGCGCCUCGCCGGUGAAUGCCAUCUCGGAGGACCCCCCGGACCUCAGCGAAUCGCGGGAGGAGCAGGAGGCCGAGGACACGGAGCGCUUCCAAUCUGGAGUGCAGCAGCUGGCUCAGCUGGGCAUCGACGAGCAGGAUGCGCGCCGGGCGCUGCGGGCCACAGGUGAGAGGAUUGUGAAGGGCGCUAGAUGGAGGGUUGCCGUAAAAGUUCCUUACUAAGUCACCUGAUGUCCGGCCCAGCUAGUAAGUGCUUAGCCACUUGGCUCCA
Molecule: messenger RNA, 417 nt
Organism: Effrenium voratum
Lineage: Eukaryota; Dinophyceae; Suessiales; Symbiodiniaceae
Source: the annotation of a GenBank genome assembly